GCCACCUGCUCUGCAAAACAGCCCGCUCUCCUCUGCGCUCCGUCCGCCUUCUCUACCGCUCCAGCGACUCUCUUGCCCCAUUGUCUUUGCCUACAACGGUACAAUCACCCGCCGUCGAUACCGCUGCCGCCGCCGCCGUCACUACUCUCCUUGCUCACGCCAGCCGCGCUUUUUGCUGCUCUUUGCCGAUUGGCCACCCAUGGCGGAUCCGGGUCAUCACUUCUAAAAACGCGUCUUGAUUCCAGCCGACUGGACCAUCGUCGUCGAGCGUGGGGUCCCUUCUGUCCCUCAUGACCCAACAACACUCCCAAGGCGGGACCGCAGGCGGUCACCCGCGAAGACCGCCCGCUCACAGAUCAGUCUCGCUGCUCCACUCCCCGGGCAAGCGCAAGUUCGGCGAGGAGUCGACUCUCUCUCAUGCUUCCUCCAACAUCCCUUCCAGCGAUCGGGCCAACCCACCCUCGCCAGGCUCGUCGAAACCUCGAGUCAAGAAGGAUAGCUCCGGCGAGGUCAGUGAUGCCGGCCAAUGGUUCGACAAGUCAAACAAGAAUGUCUCUCAGAACAGUGCUUCCUUCGUCGACAAUGACCCUCCCUUCUUCCUGCGCAAUUCAUCCUCUUCUACCUCACCCGACGACCCGAACGGCAGGUACCUCCAUCCACAGACCAUCCCGCAUAGACCCAACAUCUUGCGAGCCAACACUGGCGGCAGCAGCGAUGACUUUAGGAGUGUCAUCGACGACCUUACCGUCGAAAACAAAAAGCUGAAGAAGCGCCUCAAGAAGUAUGAGAAGAUGCACGACGCUCAUCUUCAGGAUGAUAGACUCUUCGAGAUUCGCAUGCACGGCCUGCCCCCUCACAAGAAGAGGGAGCUGGAGGAGACACUGAAAAAGUUUGCCAUGGCAUUGGAGGAAGCGCCUGAUAGGCCCGCCGAGCCAUCCGAGCCUGCUCUGCCCCAAUACUCGAAGCGUCCGCGUCUCCGGCAAGAAAAGACGCUGUCAUCUUAUGCAUCGACGAACUUCGCUGACUCGGCAUACAUCUCUAUGUCAGGCCGGAAUUCAAAUACACAUUCUGGUAAUCCGACAUCGAAUGCUGCCUCCGCUCAAAACUCAAACGCUACUCACGUUACUCAAAAUGAGCGCCCGAAGCAGCAGGAGCAACAACAGCCAUACAGUCGUCACGAGGAAAGCAUUCAUUCCUACCUACAGGACAUUCCUGAGGGAUUGAUGCCUAAGACCGUCGCUAUGACGGAAAAUGCAAAGAAGCGAUUGGUUGUCAAGCGAAUGGAGCGGAUCUUUGCCGGCAAGGGUCCUGCUGUAGGCGGACACCAACAGCCGAUCCAGCAACAAGAAGUUGCGCAAUCGGCUGCACGUGACGAUCGUGUCGCUCAAGAGCAGGCCACCGGCCGACAAUCCCGCAAGGAAGGUGUCAGAGAGGCCAGGAUCAUGUCCGGAAGAGGAGACAAGAUGCCUCCAACAGACGAGUCGGACGAGGCAGAGGCCCUUCAGCAUGUGAACCCAGAGGCCAAGGUUGAGGAGCAGGACUUUGCAUCCCACCAAUCACCUGGUCACGACUCCCCCGAUCAGCGCCCAACAAGACCGCUCGACCUGGACCCCCACAGAGCCCAAGUGCCGGUGGAUAACAUGAAUUAUAUCCGGCACUUGGGUUUCUCUCCACCCGACGGUGACUUGGCUCAGCAGCCGGAAGAGGGGCACGGUUGGAUCUAUCUCAACUUGCUAAUUAACAUGGCCCAACUGCACACGAUCAACGUCACCACCGAAUUUGUAAAGAAAUCGCUUUUGGAGUACAGUUCCAAGUUCGAGUUGUCUAGCGAUGGUCGUAAGGUCCGAUGGAAAGGCGGCAACGACGUUUCGCUGGACAGCAGCGACAGCUCACCUGAUCAUGAGGGCAUGGAGCUCGCCAGUAGGCGCAUGAAACGAAUGGGUAAGAAGCGUCAGAAACUCGGAUCAGGCAGUACCGAGCACUCCAGCGAGAUGACUGGCCAAUCAUCCGACAUGAACACGCGACGCAGCAAGAAAUCAAAUGGGUUCGCGUACACGCCCUUGUUCUACCACAAGGAGUCCUCGGACAGUUACGACGCGUCCAAUGCAGAUGGUACUGAUGAAUACGCUUCGCCGUGGCCUGCGCAUGCCACGGGCGCUUCUUCAGGCCCUGCUAGCUCGGGCAACCGCACCUCUGCAAGGAAGCAGAAGAAUGAUGAUGGCCCGAUCAUCUUCUACAGCAAGGCAAAGUUUUGCACCGAUUUGAGUGGAGAUCGCGGAGUGCUCAACCACGACCACAUUGACCACCCAAGCUACGAAAAGCUUACAGAAAUGCCCCUUGGAGGUCCUGAUGAGAUGUGUUUUGAGAUGUUUUCGGACGGAGACGCCCGUCAGAGACCCUUGACCGAAACACCGGAUUCGCCAGAUGCCAUGGACGUUGAUAGCUCGAGCCCCCAGGACAUUAAGCUUGAUCUUUCCGACAUGCCAGUACGGGCCGACGCGAAGGGCAUCCCUCAGUGGAUCGACUUUGAGGUUUCCGGCCUUGGUGGAAUCCUCCCUGAUGAUAACUUCACGGUUGAGGUUGUGCGCAGGCAAGUUCCAGUAUCAGCACCAGAAUCGACACCCGGGGCGGUGCACGCCCGAGCGAAGGCAUACCCCAAUCGUCUAUCAUCAAUCCUAAACGGCCAAGAAGCACGGAUGACGAAAUCCCUGACCCCAGCGAUCGACCAGGCGAUCGUCUCCGCGCACCACAAGUCGCUGCCCCCAUCCGAGCUCCCGCCCCCAUCCAUGAUGCCUUACGACCCUAAUGGUGAUGAUGACGAUUCCGACACCGCUAGCAACACUUCAACCACCGAAGACGAGCACAGCGGCGCCGUGUCUAGCACACUUCCGCAAGCCGCGCCGCGCCUCAUUGACCUGGACACCGCGUCCCAAGAGACCGAAACCGGGGGAUCCGAAGAAGACGAUGAGGCGUCACCCAUUGACGAGGACGACGCGUCGGUCGAUUUCCUGGAAGCGGCGCGCAAAAUUGAUCCUGAGGCUAUUCGCAUCCAAGAGCGCGACUACGACGCCAGCGUCGCGGAGCGCUUAGCUGAGGAUAUCCCUGCGGGCAGCUCGGCGGCAACGGCGGGCGGCGGCAGCGGGUUUAAUAGCCCGAUCAGUGGAGCGCAUGGCUCGGUGCAGAGCUUAAAGAGGGCGCGGACGAGUGAUAGCUUGCUUGUUAAUGGGAAGGCGCCAAGGUGUGAGUGAGUAAUGUGCACGAUAGUGGAGGGAGUUAGGCGUGUGUGUCUAUGAUCUGCAUACACGGAGUUUUUUGGGAUGGGAUGGCAGUUCUUUUUUUUUCGUGGAGGCUCAGGAGCCUCUCCUCUUUUUAUGGCUUUGUUUCAUGGAGCAUUUUGGAUUUGACCUCUUGGGAUUGACUAAGGUCUACUCUAUAUACCCACCCGUUCUUCAAUGACGAUGGAAUUGAAUUGUUCUAAGUUUGUAUUUGCAUUUUUAGCAAUCCAAUGCAU
Aplosporella prunicola CBS 121167 is the source of this 3511-nucleotide messenger RNA. RefSeq lists its product as uncharacterized. Gene Ontology annotation, cellular component: cytoplasm; nucleus. The coding region runs from base 291 to 3248 and encodes 985 amino acids. Gene Ontology annotation, biological process: regulation of DNA-templated transcription; circadian rhythm. NCBI's taxonomy places the organism in Eukaryota, Fungi, Ascomycota, Dothideomycetes, Botryosphaeriales, Aplosporellaceae. The transcript is spliced from 2 exons. The record is from RefSeq and is a predicted model, not a curated record.